CAGAUACCGUACCAUCAGCAGGUUCUUGGUAAUUUUGGCUGUCGAGUCGAUAUAUAUCUCUCCGAAAAUGGCUUGUUUUGGCUCAUUCCUGCGGAGGACUGCUUUUUUAAAUGGAGGUUUGAAUUCUGUAAGAACAUUCGUGACAGCACCCAACUUACUCUCACAAAAUGCUUCCCAUGGUGUAGAUAUUGGAUUAACUGCACCUCACAGACAAAGAAGAGUUAUCCGACGGACCAGAGCAGCUGCUAUCAAGGAUGGUAGAAGCCAAGCUCAACUAGAAGCUCAGGCAAGACACAGAACAUUGAAGAUUCCGCUUGAUCAGGUCAAAGAUGUCUGGGAGGAAACUAGUGGUCCAUAUCAUAUACGAGAUGUAGCCCUUCAUUAUGGUAUCUUCAAAGAUGUAUUUGAUGGAGCCAGCUUUGUGCCAUAUGUACCUCUCUCAAUAUCAUACAGACAGAGCUCAGGGGAAAACGUACCAGUAUUCAGGGGAAACUUUGUAACUCCAGCAGAGUCUGCUGAAGCACCUGAUGUUAGUUUUACAGCGUCUGAUGAUAGUUUAUGGACUCUCCUCUGUACUAAUCCAGAUGGCCAUCUACUGGACAGUGAGGCUGAAUAUAUGCACUGGUUAAUAGGGAACAUUCCUGGUAAUAGGAUUGAUGAAGGAGAAACAUUAGUAGACUACUUGGCUCCCUUUCCUGUCAGAGGUACAGGCUAUCAUCGUCUUAUCUUCAUCCUAUUCAAGCAACACUCAAGGAUGUCAUUUGAUGAGGAACAACAGCAGUUACCUUGUCAUAGUUUGUCUGCAAGGACCUUCAAGACCCUAGAGUUUUAUCGUAAAUACCAAGAUUUGAUGACACCUGCUGGUUUAGGGUUCUACCAGAGUAGAUGGGAUCAGUCUGUACAGCAAACCUUCCAUCAAAUCCUUCGUAUGAGAGAGCCUGUCUUUGAGUACGAUCAUCCAAAGCAGUAUAUUGCUCCACAGAAGAAGUGGCCUCAUCGAAAACCAAUCCAUUAUCUCAACAAAUUCAUACCUAGCAACUAAAACUUCUUCAGUCUUAUCAUUAUGACUUCUGCAGGAUAGAUCAAGACUUGUGUUUUGUUAAUUCAUGAAGAUAUUUGUCUUUCAUGUGAGUAGAGUUAUUGUUAUGACGUACAGGUUUAUUAAUACCAAUAGGCCUUAAUUCUACCAAAUGGGCAAAUGAUUAUUGGAAAAAUGUGAUUGAGUUUUAAACAAUUGACUUUCUGCUCUUUGUGUGAAUUGUAAUUAUAUCCCCAUUUUUUUUUAAAAA
Messenger RNA from Strongylocentrotus purpuratus (purple sea urchin), 1289 nucleotides. It is a transcript of the gene mrpl38, whose product is annotated as 39S ribosomal protein L38, mitochondrial. The transcript is spliced from 8 exons. The record is from RefSeq and is a predicted model, not a curated record. Bases 68 to 1042 code for a protein of 324 amino acids. NCBI's taxonomy places the organism in Eukaryota, Metazoa, Echinodermata, Echinoidea, Camarodonta, Strongylocentrotidae. Gene Ontology annotation, cellular component: mitochondrial large ribosomal subunit.